Messenger RNA from Micromonas pusilla CCMP1545, 753 nucleotides. RefSeq lists its product as uncharacterized. NCBI's taxonomy places the organism in Eukaryota, Viridiplantae, Chlorophyta, Mamiellophyceae, Mamiellales, Mamiellaceae. The transcript is spliced from 2 exons. The record is from RefSeq and is a predicted model, not a curated record. Gene Ontology annotation, cellular component: axoneme; ciliary basal body. Gene Ontology annotation, biological process: cilium assembly. The annotation marks the transcript as partial.
CUCGAGCUGAGCGCGGCGGACAAGCUCCGCGUCGCGACGACCGAGCACGAGCGCGCCGAGGCGGCGGUGACGCGCGCCGAGGAGAACGGCGAGAAGCGACUGGGCGACCUCCGCGCGAGACUGGAGGAGACGGAGCUGCGCGUCGCGGAGACGAAGCGCGAGACGUUCGAGUUCAAGCGCGACGUCGUGUUGGGCGCGAUCGCCGCGGAGCGCGUGCAGCGCGCGAUGGAGCAAAGCAUUCACGCCAAGGACUCCGACGUCGGGAAGCUCGCGCUGAAGAACUCGACGCUUAAGGCGCAGGUCGCGAUGGCGGAGUCUCAAUUGAAGCAGAAGGAGGAGCAGGGCGACGCGCUGCAUCCGAUCGACUUCGAGCAGCUCAAGAUCGAGCACGAGCAGUACGUCCGGAAGAUCGAGGAGAAAAACGCAGAGCUGCUGCGGCUGAAGCGCGCGACUGGGAACGUCGUGGAACAGCUGUCGAAGACGAAGCGCAAGCUGUCGGACACGAUCAAGCGCGGGACGUGGCUCCGAGAUCAGAUGAUAUUCAAGAGGCAGCUCAGCGCGACGUUCGACGAGGCGCUGAAGCGCGCGGCGGUGGAGCACGCGGCGGCGAGGCGGACGAAUAAGUUGUUGAACACGACGGCGUCGAGCGACGAGAAUCCCGCGGUGACGGAUUACCUCCACGCGAAGCGCGCGGCGACGGAGUGGGAGAAGAAGGCGGGGGACUACGAGCGGAAGCUGGAGGUGGCGGAGAUG